ACGGAAAGGGUGAAGGCAAAAGAGGCAAGAGGGCAAGCAAACACACCGUCAACGAAGAGAGAGAGAUAGCGAUCGUGUCUUCUCGAAGCUUCCACGAGAUUCCCUACUUGUAAGAAACUUCAAUUGUGAAAGAGAAAGAAAGGGAGAAGACGUCUACAGAGAGAUAUAAACCCAGAAAAAAUACAUUUUUAAUUAAAAUCACCAAUCAGAUUCAGGAAAAACUGAAGAUACAGAAGACAGAAGACAGAAGAAGGAAGAAGGAGGUGAGAUGGGUGUGGAUUACUACAAGCUUCUACAGGUCGAUAGAAGCGCCACCGACGAUGACCUCAAGAAAGCUUACAGAAAACUCGCCAUGAAAUGGCAUCCCGACAAGAACCCCACCAACAAAAAAGACGCCGAAGCUAAAUUCAAACAGAUCUCCGAAGCCUACGAUGUUCUUAGCGAUCCUCAGAAGAGAGCGGUGUAUGAUCAGUACGGUGAGGAAGGUUUAAAAGGCAACGUGCCACCUCCUAAUGCUGCUUCUGGAGCUUCCUACUUCUCUACAGGAUUCAACCCGAGAAGUGCUGAUGAUAUAUUCACUGAGUUUUUCGGAUUCUCGACUCCUUUUGGUGGAGGAGGUGGUGCUGGUGGAUCAAUGCACCACCAUCAUCACCAUCAUCAUCAUCAUCAGGCUGCAGCUAGGAAAGUGGCUCCAAUAGAGAACAAGCUGCCUUGUAGCCUUGAAGAUCUCUACAAAGGAACCACCAAGAAGAUGAAGAUCUCAAGGGAGAUUCUAGACGCCAGCGGCAAAGCAACGCAAACGGAAGAGAUACUAACGAUUGGAGUGAAACCAGGAUGGAAGAAAGGGACCAAGAUCACAUUCCCUGAGAAAGGCAACGAGCAUCCCGGAGUUAUCCCAGCGGAUCUCGUCUUCAUCAUCGACGAGAAGCCCCACCCGGUGUUCACACGUGAUGGCAACGACUUGAUUGUCACGCAGAAGAUCUCGCUGGCUGAGGCCUUAACAGGCUACACCGUGAACCUAACUACACUCGAUGGUCGGACGCUUACGAUCCCUAUCACUAACGUGAUCCAUCCAGAGUACGAAGAGGUGGUGCCUAAAGAGGGAAUGCCACUUCAGAAAGAUCAAACGAAGAAAGGUAACUUGAGGAUCAAGUUCAACAUCAAGUUCCCAGCGAGGUUGACUACAGAACAGAAGUCUGGUUUCAAGAAGCUUCUUGGGUGAUAAGUAAAGCUUCAAGAUUGGGUUCUAAUGCCCUCCUGUUGUUGUUUAAAUUAUUUUUUUCAAGAUAGUUCUUACAAAGAUUUGGUUAUUACAUGUCCUCUAGAAACAAAAAUUGAAAGUUCAAAAAAAAAGUCUUUUGUGUGUUUA
Brassica oleracea var. oleracea is the source of this 1369-nucleotide messenger RNA. RefSeq names its product dnaJ homolog subfamily B member 1-like. Gene Ontology annotation, molecular function: protein-folding chaperone binding. The record is from RefSeq and is a predicted model, not a curated record. The transcript has 3 exons. Gene Ontology annotation, cellular component: cytosol. The coding region runs from base 269 to 1222 and encodes 317 amino acids. NCBI's taxonomy places the organism in Eukaryota, Viridiplantae, Streptophyta, Magnoliopsida, Brassicales, Brassicaceae.